UAUGUAAUUAUAUAACAAUAUGAUUUUGUUUCAUAAUUCUUAGGUGUGUCCCACUAUUUUCACACAAGUUUUCACGAUUCUGGGAACAUGCAAACAACACGAUGCUCAUGACACAGUUGCUAUUCCAUUUGUCUAUGCACUGUUGUCGUCAAAAGAAACGGUUCAGUAUGCCACUGUGCUAAAAGCAGUACAAUCUUCAUUUAACGAACACAGGAUUGUUUGUGAACCGGCUAAGAUCAUGACUGACUUUGAAAAAUCUAUAAUCAACGCUUGUCAAGAAGUUUAUCCAAAUUGUCCUCUCAGUUGUUGCUUUUUUCAUUUCGGUCAAUCAAUGUAUCGACAAAUUCAAUCUGUUGGUCUUCAAGCCACAUACAAUGACCCUGAUGAUCGUUCAUUAAAAAUGUACAGUCAUAUGAUGCUAGCGUUGGCAUUCGUACCUUUGGCUGAAGUACCUCGCAUUUUCUCGCUUUUGAAAAAUGACGCGCCUGAAGAUUUAUUACCAAUUUUGGAAUAUUUUGAAAAAAAUUAUGUUGUAGGAGUAAUAGCUAGAGGGCGAAGACGAGGAAUUCUUCCACGUUAUCCGCCAGAAAUUUGGAAUCAGCACCAAGCCGCUCUAACUGGUUCACACAAAACCAACAAUGUAAGUGAGGGGUGGCACAAUCGCUUCCAGCUUGUUAUUGGAAAACAUCAUCCAGAUCUUUACUCCGCUCUCGGUGAGAUCCAAAAAGAACAAGCUGAUGCUGAGAUAAUGAUCGCGGAGCUGAGUUUAGGACGAAAAGUUAGAGCACAGCCAAAAAGAAAAUGGCGGGAUUUUCAAAAACGAAUAAUGUCCAUUACUGCUGAAUUUAAUACAUACCAGCCGUUACAAUUUCUGAGGGCAAUCGCACAUAAUAUUGUUUUGUAA
Messenger RNA from Aphis gossypii (cotton aphid), 904 nucleotides. RefSeq lists its product as uncharacterized. Bases 239 to 904 code for a protein of 221 amino acids. The transcript has a single exon. NCBI's taxonomy places the organism in Eukaryota, Metazoa, Arthropoda, Insecta, Hemiptera, Aphididae. The record is from RefSeq and is a predicted model, not a curated record.